This is a messenger RNA of Nasonia vitripennis (jewel wasp), 2981 nucleotides long. It is a transcript of the gene Uck, whose product is annotated as uridine-cytidine kinase. Lineage: Eukaryota; Metazoa; Arthropoda; Insecta; Hymenoptera; Pteromalidae. Bases 1573 to 2370 code for a protein of 265 amino acids. Gene Ontology annotation, molecular function: ATP binding; kinase activity. Gene Ontology annotation, cellular component: cytosol; cytoplasm. The record is from RefSeq and is a predicted model, not a curated record. The transcript is spliced from 5 exons.
CUUAUUGCCGCUUGAAACGAGUUUUUGUGGCUAAAGAAAAUUAGUCUAUUUUUAAAUGUUCCUCGUCUGCGCACAUGUCCGGCUCUGUUAUUCUAUACUUGUCGAGUUUUUAAAAGGUUUUGAAUUUUACAGCUUGUACAAAAAUUAAUUAUUACAAAUAUUGCUUCAGUUCAAUUUUUUUACUGGCAAGUAGAGUGUAUUAAGGAGUCGUUAAUGGUGAAAAAAAAAACAAUACGAUGUUUAAUCUCAUGGACCAACCGAAUGAAGCCGAUUAAUGCUCUUAAUGAAAUUCGGAGCGGUCAAAUUCUAUUUCGUUCAAUUAAGAGCAUUGAAGCAAUUAUUGGAAAUACCCACAGACAUCAGAGGCAGCGAUAACUUCAUCAAGCUUAUAAUUUAUGGAAUGAAAAUCAGGAAGUUUACUUCGCUUCUCUGUAUUAUUAUCAGCUUCGUGUUAUCGGUUUUCUGCCAAGUUGCUCCAUUUCUGAUUUGAACAUCGUGUUACAACAAACUGCGUCUAAAAUAUCAGAACAUCACUCAGUUAUACCUUUCUUCAAAGUUAUAAUGAUAAACUACAUUCCACGUAUUUAUAGUAAAUUUUCAUCGCGCAAUAAAGCGUUAAAAAAAAAAGAAAAUUCCCAACGAUUUUUCUCAAACGAUUCAAAUUUUAAAUUUCCCGCGCUUGUAAAAGCUCGGCCGACCGUCGGUAAGUGCGAUCAGCUGAUUCCGUAGCAAGCACUCGCCGGCUAUGCAAGCUGUGACCUGCAUUAGUGUGUGUGCUUUUUUAAAACAAUCUCUUCGUUGUCAAAACAUACUAAUACGAGCUGCACAAUAAACGGCAAGAAGUUUCCUAGUAGCUCGUUAUUUCCCCGAACGCGCGAGUCAACGUUUAUUUAUCGUCGUACAUUCCAAACUCGAAACCUCCAUUCCCAAGGUCUUUGCUAUAACGUACGAACCUAAAAAUACACCCCUUAUGUGAUUCCAUGAAGACGUCGUUUAAGCUAAACCUGAAGACAGCAUAUCUUCGCAACGAAUUACAUAAUUUCGAAAGAGAAAAUCACGUGGAUUUUCACCCACGAAUCCAGAGUGCAAAAUCUACUACCUGUAUCCAUCAAAUUUUGCAUACCUAAGAGGUGAGAGCUGCUUCGUGCUCCCGAAGCACCGCUGCGAAAUCAUAGCUGAAGACGGGACAACACAAAGGGCCGCCACAGCUGCCCGUAGCAUUGUCACGUGGCUCAUCCCGAGGGCCACUUCUCUUCUUCGUAAAUAUAAAUAGCUGAUGCUUCCCCGGCGACGACGGCAACACGAUCAUCAGCUUUCAUGUCAAUAACUGUUAGCGCUGCGGUGGCGCGACGUUUCCUUAUCAGCGGUCGCGCUCGCGGUGUCCACUGGCGAAUCGAUCGGUGCACUACACGCGCGCAUACGUUGCACUCUGCAGCUUAUAUAUAGGUAUACAUAGUGCAGUCCACUACAGCCCUGACCUCGACACUGCUGCUGCUCCGCCGCGGUGCUGCUGCUAGUCUGCUCAGUGGGUCUGCUGCAGCGGCCGCUGCUGCUGUCGGACGCAACUUCGCUAUGGCAGACGUCAGCGUGAACAUGGGCACCUCGAGGAAGAUGUCCUUUGGCUUCAACGGGAAGAUGAACGGCGUCGAGGGCAAGACGCCCUUCCUCAUCGGCGUUUCCGGCGGCACCGCCAGUGGAAAGUCAACAGUAUGUAAGAGGAUAAUGGAGAAACUAGGCCAAGUAGAUAAAGACCAUACAGAGAGACAGGUGGUGUGCAUAUCACAGGACAGCUUUUAUAGAGACCUUACACCGGCAGAAAAGCUUAAGGCUGAAAAGGGACAGUAUAAUUUUGAUCAUCCGGAUGCAUUCAACAAUGACUUAAUACUGCAGACACUUAGGGAUAUUCUUGCAGGCAGGAAAUGUGAAAUUCCUGCCUACGACUACAGGACAAACAGUUUAAUCAAGGACAAAGUUACGACGAUUUAUCCUGCCGACGUAGUACUUUUUGAAGGAAUUCUAGUAUUUUAUUUCCCAAACAUAAGAGAUCUUUUUCACAUGAAGCUGUUUGUUGAUACAGACUCUGAUACAAGGUUGGCAAGAAGAGUACCAAGGGACAUUAAUGAAAGAGGAAGAGAUCUGGAUUAUGUGCUAAAUCAAUACAUGAAUUUUGUAAAGCCAGCAUUUGAAGAAUUUUGUCUACCUACCAAAAAAUUUGCUGACGUGAUAAUUCCGCGGGGAGCGGAUAAUACAGUGGCCAUUGACUUAAUUGUCCAACACAUAAGAGAUUUUCUAAGCAAUCGAUGUAGGGUAGUUGUGGAACCUGAAAGUCCAAUUAGCCGUUCUGAUGAAACACUCAAGAGACCUCACUAAUACCUCAUAGAGAUUCUAUAAGAAAUACUUAAAUAAUCAAAAGAAAGCUCAUAUUAUCUGUGAGCAUAGUUUGAGACCUAUGCAUAUUAAGAAUUGAGCUUCAAAAAAAUAUUUUUAGAAGAAAAAAAAUAUAUACAAUAUAUUUUAGACAAUGCGUUGCACCUCCUAAAAUAAAAAACGGGUGCUGAGGCAACUAUCAAAAUUACGCAAGUAAAACUUAAUGAGCUUUAAACCAAAGAUUGGUUUAUAAAACCUAGAAGUUUAUUUUUCUGAAAAAGUAAAAGAGAGUUCAUAGUUUUAUUAUAAAAUUUAUUUACUCAAUGUUGUCAAUGUUGUAAAUUUUAAAUACAAAAUGUCAUAAAAUAACAAAAGAAAAGUUACGCAGAAAUAUGUGAUUUAGCUGAGUGAUAAUUUAACAAAUUUAUAUAAGAAAAGCAUUUAACAAUGAUUAUUUUUAGAUAUAAGCAGUAGGAUAAGUGUAAAAACAGUAUAUUUUUCUUACAUGAUUAAUUUAGUACUAAUUUUUUCAAAUGUUGUAUUUGCAAAACUUUGUGGAUUAUAAAGAAACAUUACAAAAUAUACAUUAUGCUUUAAUGCAAUCUUAAAUUAAA